Molecule: messenger RNA, 1834 nt
Organism: Nicotiana tabacum (common tobacco)
Lineage: Eukaryota; Viridiplantae; Streptophyta; Magnoliopsida; Solanales; Solanaceae
Source: RefSeq, a predicted model, not a curated record
UAGCUCAUGAAGUGAGGAUUUUCCAAGAUUAUGUAAGAAGAAAAAGACCCAUUCCCCAAUCAAUGUGGAACAAUCUGUAACAUUCCUUGCUCACCUAAUGCUAAUCAUUUGGAGCUUGAUAUACCAAGUAUAAAGGAUGGGUUUUAAUCCGAUACCAUGUAAAAAAUAAGGGACCUUUGGCCUAAUUCUGCUAAAGAUAGCUCAUGAGCUGAAAAUUGUGGAGACCAACAAUUUAUUCUCUUAACACGUGGAACUAUCUAACAUAUGUCGAACCAAAUACUGAGUGCGCAGGCAUGUAUUGCCAAUUAUACAGAUCUGCCACUGUCUUGAUUCAGAGAUGUAUGAAACUGAGUGCAUAUUUCCUUUCCGCGCAGAGGAUUCCAGAAGACUUUGCGAGCAGAUAUUGCAAGAACAUGCUUAACCCUGUGUAUCUUGAGGUUCCCAGUGGAGAAGUAUGGGAGGUUGAAGUUGUUCAUUCUGAAGGCCAAAUUUGUCUAGGCAUUGGAUGGCAAGAUUUCAGUGACUUCUAUUCAAUAAGCUGCGGCCACUUUUUGAUGUUCGGAUACAAUGCUCGUUCCCAUUUUAAUGUCACUGUAUUUGAUUUGAGUGCGUCAGAAAUUGAAUAUCCAACAAAAGAGAUUGAGUCGGAUGAUUCCAUAGAUAUUUCGGAUGUGGUUGAGCACUCUGUUGAAAAUCUGAGCCAUGGUCCCUUAGGCCAGGAGAGAAAAAGAAAAAGACAAGAAAGGGAAUCAGAGGAUGAUAUUCCAGUUAACGUUCAAACUAAAGUAAUCGAGGAAGAAGAGUCUCAAGGAAAUGUAGUUUCACUAGAAAGAAGCGAAGGCUGUAGGGAGCAGGAGCAACAAUCCAACAUUAUUACCAGUAAGAGCGACACAGAGAGGGACGAAGAGAGAGCUGAAAACUACCAAAGAGCAAAAGCUUUUAAAUCUAAGAACCCAUUCAUUAUAUCUUUUAUGCAUCCAUCUUAUGUCACGAGACCACACAAUCUGUCCAUACCGUUGAAAUUUGCUCGGAAGUAUUUCAUGCAGAACCGUGGCAAGUUAGUGCUUCGUGUUCCAGGAAGUGGAUUUUGGACUGUCAAAUGCACUUUACGAACGGGAAAUGCUAAAAUUACUUGUGGAUGGAAGGCAUUCGUGCUGGACAAUAAGUUAAAAUCUGGUGAUGUUUGUGUCCUCGAAGUGAUUAAAGACACUAAGCUCUUAUUGAUAGAUGUCACCAUAUUUCGAGGGGUUUCUGAUAGUACAAACGAGUCUAUCAACCCUGAGCCUUCAGUUCCAUGUUCUCCAGCCUAUCAAAGAGCAAAAGCUUUUACAUCUGAAAAUCCAUUCUUCAUAUAUCCUAUGCAGCCAUCAUAUGUUUCUGGCCCUUCAUUGACCAUAUCACGGGUGAUUGCUAGUAAAUUUUUCCCCACUAGAUAUAGCGAUGUGGUGCUUCAAGUUCCAAACAAGAGAUCAUGGGCUUUGAAUUGCACUGUUGGAACAAAAAAUGGUAGGUUGAAUUCAGGUUGGAAGAAGUUUGUGCAGGACAAUAGCAUAAAAAUAGGUGAUGUUUGUGUCUUCGAACAGGUUAGUAGAACCAAACUUUUAUUCAAUGUCUACAUAUUUCCUGCAGUCGAAGGUGUGUGAGAUGGUCCCACUUGUUUAAGAUUCUGACUUCAGUGUAUACUUGAUCAAUUUGCCUUUUGUUUUUCUGCUUUUUGCAAAGGGGAGUAUUCCUCCCAACAUAAAUUAAAGCAAUAUCUUUCACCCGAAGCAUGUAAAACCUUAAGUUUCUUAUUUUGUAAUACGUAUUAACUUCUUGUAUAUUUCUUUUUCCU